CCCGUUUGACGCGUGUUCCUUUUUUUUUUCGUUUUGUUUUUGCUGAAGAGCAAACACGUCACGCGUCGAAAUGUUGUGUGACAAGCGUUACCCUUCCCGUGGUGCGAAGAGGCACAUGGGUAAUACUUGCGCCUUGAAGUUGCGUAAAUAUAUUUUCAGUGAGUGUUUUGCACGAGACAGCCAGGUUUGAUUUGCCCCUUUAAGACACUAUGAGUGAAACUCUAACGCGAGUAUCGAUAGGAUACAAGAAGUACAAGACAGUUUUACGGAUAAUUGGAGCAGUUAUUGGUAUUCUUGUUGGAAUUGCUGGAUCCGUAGCCUUUGCUGCGAUUUACCAUAAUUACAACGCGGCUAGCUGGGCCGGUGUGUCAGCAAUAUUUGCGAGUAUUUUCCUGCACUUCACCGUUGCUGUUUAUCGCGAUUUCAACAGGCACUUUUCAGUAGCAAAAUUUACCAUUUUUGUGAACAUCGGUUUGGGUGGCAUGAUUUCUGGAAUAAUCGCCUUCAUAAUAAACAUUGCCUUUGGGAUAGCAAGACAUGAAACAGGUUAGUGUGUACUGUACAUGUUUUAGACAAGUUUUAGAGGUGCUUGAUUUUUCUCAUUUUUGAUUAGCGCCAGUUUGUUCAGCAUUUACUCCAUGUUUUUUAUUUAUGAAGCAACGCUAACAUUAUUGAAUGAAUCGGCGGGCCGAACGGUGUUUUAUUCGGCACGAGGUCAUGCUAUCUUCACGUUAAGUCCGAAAAUAACUCAUUCAAUAAGUACUUUAUUAAAUAACUACCGCCCUUUCUCUUUCCUCCUCCCUUAUUGCAUUUUGCCUGUGGUGGGUCCUUACUCACAUUACUUGACUAACAACAGUGACAUAAAAAGUAUUUGUUCGCAAACACACAGGAGGGUUACUGUACUCAAGCGCUCCUGAACAAAGCACUUUCCCCGUACUUUAAACUUAUGUAAUGAUCUUCCUGUUGCACCCAAUGGGGGGUUGGAUGACUUUGAAAUGUUAGCUAACAAUUUACACUUGUUGAACAUUCUUUAAGAUCUGAAAUAAAUAAAAGAAAAAGGAAUUGGUCAAAUUUCUUGACAAUUAUCACAUACCUCCUCCAGGUGAUAAUGAUGAUCAACUGAUAACUGAUUCAUGAUUCUCUUUUUCACAGGAGUUGUUAUCACAGGGAACUUCAUAGUGUGUGUGUGGAACUUUAUGACUUUCAAGUGGGGCUUGUUCACAUUCCUGGCAGCAAGAAAAUUCAGAAAGAUUUACUUUGAAGCAGAUCCUGAAAAUGGAGGUCUGGUAACUAAUGCAUAGAGAAGUAAAGAUGUGUUGUAUUCAGCUACAUACAAUGGUAGUUGACCUGACCUGUGAUCAAGCUAGCUGGAAGUAACUAGCUGUGAAGUAACUAGCUGUGAAACCCAUUACACCCCAACAUCAGUAUGCAUAUUCUCCACACUGUUCUCUGUACAUUUCCCAAGGUGUUGACAAGGAGAAUUUGUUUAACAAUCAAGAACUUCUUUAGUUGGUGAUCAUUUCCUUUAUUUGCAUGACUUUAAGGUUUGAUGGAAAGGUGGUGAUGUGAGGAGAAAUUAAAAGACAAUCACUCUUAGAGGUUAAAGCUUGAAAAGUUCAUUGAAAGCCUGAGAGAUCUUUUGUGCAGUGAAUUCUCAGUACAAUGAUAGGCUUGGCAGGGUUUGAAAUUACGUGACUGAAAAUGGGUUAUUGUUGACCGGAAUUUCAAGGCUAGGCACCUGCAUGCAACAAGCCGUAAGUCUCGCAAAUGUUGUUUAUGAAAAAAACAGUGUUUAAGGUACAAAGCAUUUGUAAUUUUGAUUUGUUGCAUUUGAUCCAGUCAACUGAUGAUGAAAAGGAAUUGUUAUGUUUUAAGCACAAAAGCAUUUCUAAGACUUCACCACUUUUAUUUUUCUGUUUUGUGGAACCUUUACAAAUCACAUCUUUUUGUGACCAAACAAUAGCAUUUGGCGAUUGAAACAAAAAUGUUUAAUCAACACUUGGCGUCCUGGUACAAAAGUGACUUCAGACCCUGCUAACUAGUACAUGAAAUAACUGAUACAUAAUCAAGAUGAUAGAGAUCCAUUCAGGGUGAACAAUAGGAGUACAGAGCAAAAACUCAUGAAUACUGAUGCUGGGGCCAAGUUGGAACCUGCCCUCAAAGUAGCUGUUAGCACUCCAAGCUGGGGCUGAUAGUUGAUAAAAAAUUUGGUGAAGAGCAGCAAAGAUGGCAUUUGUCCAGUAGACAUGCUGUCAGCUGUAAUGUUUCAUUAUUUAGUGUUUACGGUGCAGAGUUCAACUGAGUUAAAUUUUGGCACACAAUAAUGCUCAGUCGUACAAAACCAUGAGAUGUCUAUGAUAGAUUUCUUAUAUUGAUAAUUCUGUUUUGUCUCUGAAAGAAGUACAGAACAUGGAUAGCCUAUCAGAGAUUUUACUUGGCAGUAAUUCUGUUUUGUAACUGAAAGAAUUAUAAAACAUGAGAUGUCUGUCAAAGAUUUCUUUUAGUAAUAAUUCUGUCUUGUCACUCAAAGAAGUACAAUACACAGAUGGUCUAUCAAAUAUUUCUGAAAGCAAUUAUUAUGUUUUGUCACUCAAAGAAGUACAUAACAGCAUGUAUGUCAAAGAUUUCCUAUAAUAAUAAUUCUAUUUUGUCACUUAAAGAAGUACAAAAUAUAGACAGUCCAUUCAAGAUUUCUUGUAGCAAUUAUUCUGUUUUGUCUCUCAAAGAAGUACAGAACAUGGCAUGUAUAUGGAAGGUUUCUUUUAAGAAUAAUUCUGUUUUGUCAGUCAAAGAAGUACAAAAUUAUUUAAUUUCACUCUGACAGACUGAAAUCCCAGUUAUAUUGUUGUUAAUAGCAGCAAAAAUAUUUUUAAAAAAAAUUGAUAGUUUGUUACUGUAUGGGGAUUAUUUUAGCCUGCAGAACAGGCAUAAAUUUUAAGUGAUUUUCCCAAUGGCUUUUGAACAAAGGAAUAAAGAAAGCUGGAUGAAAAAUUUACUGUGGCUUAUCACUAAACUGGGGUUAGGUCACUUCAUGCUGUGAAAACUGGGAUAAACUCUGGCAGGGUUCAUCACCUGGCUUGAAUGCAGGCUUUCAAUCAGGUUUCAAAUUUUUAAAUGGCCUUGUUGCUCAACAUGACUUCAAACAAAGUGAGAAGAGGUCUGUUUAACAACACAACUCUCACAGCCACUGUGGCUUUUCCAAGCUUUCAUAGCUUGAAAAUGUAUAGUUACUCCCCUCUGGAUGGGAAGUUAGUCCAUGGUAAGUUACACCUCCCCCCUCCCCCCCUCCCAGCAGUUUGUCUAGUUCCCCCUGACAGUUCACUGGUACUCAUUUAUUCUCCUGAGGGGAGAGAGGCCUAUUAAGGGAUAAGUGCCUUCCUCAAGAACACAACAAGCAAUAUAUGCCAUAUGGAAAUUGUGUAAACAUUGCCUGAUAACUUGACUUUCCUGUUGUUUUAUUUCAACUUUAUUUCCUUCAAAAUGAAAAAUUUUCAUCAUACCUUGAGUUUCCAUAUGAUGUUUAAGGAAUAUAAAAUUCUCCAAACUUGUGUGAAAAAGAAAGGUUUGGAAGUCAGAGAGGAAAGUAUAUCUUGUUCCUAAUAACGGAAGGACAUGCCACCUGUUGAAGGCAGAUAAUUAAAUUCAAAUUUAGGUGACUGUUUUGGGCUUUUCUCUUUACUUUAUGUCAUCUUUAGAAGUUUUUACUGGAAGAUUUCAGUGAUUUAACUUACUUCUCUGAUUGUAAAAAGUUACAGCUCCCUAAAUUAUAGGCUUAAGUCCUAACUGGUGUUUACGUGAAAGUUUCAUUGAGGGAAAUUAUGGCAAAUUAUGUCAUGAUCUUUUGUUUACUGAUAAUAUGCAGCCCCAAAUACACCUGUUAUCAUGAGUUUUGCUUUCCGCCUCGUGCGCCCCACGUGUUUCGAGAACCAUCUGGAGUAAACAUGAUUUGCGCAAUAUAGCUGCAGUGACGUCAAAAGUUUGAAAAGCUUCGCGAUGAUGUAAUGGCGCGACCUGUCGAAACAGAGGCAAGCUGCGAAAAAUGGCUGCCUUUUAUCGAUACUCUUGCUUAUGGCACGGUUGUGGUAAGCAGUGCACUUCCUUGUUAGAUCUAAUCGACCAUAUCGAAGUCAUCCAUAUCGAGAAAGAUCCAAGAGUUCUCGAGAAACAAGAGGCUGCCCAGCCACCGGCGCUACCUUUAUCGUAUAUCAAUUGCUUCUUCACCGAUGCAGCACGCAAUGCUAAACAGAAGGACCCUGUUUUGUCCGCCACGGAAUCAGCCACGCCAAGCCCAGAACACAAUGUUUUAAAAAAGAAGCGGGUAACCCCUCCUAAAAUAUCUAUUCCGACAUUGAAUACACCAGAUACGCUUGAUGGGGGAGAGGAAGAUGGCAAUAUGAGUGACAAUAGCGACGAUUCUUGGACUUCUGAUAGUUUCGCCAGCGACCUGGUAUUGAACGCCGUGGCAACGGAUGAUGGCGAAGGCAAGCGAUAUAUUUGCCCAGUUCCUGGGUGCGGAAAACGAUACAAGAAUGUCAACGGAAUAAAAUACCAUGCCAAGUAUGGUCACAGAAAAGACUCGAGCAGGCCGAAGCUGAAAGCUUUUAAAUGCCAUUGUGGGAAAAGCUACAAAAGCCCAAGUGGCCUUCGACACCACGUAGCAACGCAACAUCCGACCGGGCCAAAGCAUUCAUUACCACAGGAACUUGAAAAUAUGGCGUGA
Molecule: messenger RNA, 4720 nt
Organism: Pocillopora meandrina
Lineage: Eukaryota; Metazoa; Cnidaria; Anthozoa; Scleractinia; Pocilloporidae
Source: the annotation of a GenBank genome assembly